Dictyostelium discoideum AX4 is the source of this 1143-nucleotide messenger RNA. RefSeq lists its product as hypothetical. The transcript has a single exon. The record is from RefSeq and is a predicted model, not a curated record. The coding region runs from base 1 to 1143 and encodes 380 amino acids. Lineage: Eukaryota; Evosea; Eumycetozoa; Dictyosteliales; Dictyosteliaceae.
AUGAAAGAUACACAAAUUUUUCAAAUCACUCAAGAGGAUGUUGAUAAAAUUAUUUAUGCCUUUGAUGGUUGUCAAUGUGGUGAACUUUAUAGAUUUUUAGGAGUUAAAAAAGAAUAUACUAUUGAUAAAAUUGCUCUUACAUAUAAAGAAAUUAGAAGUAAUUUUGAAAAUGAUAAAAUGACUCUUGAACGUUUAGAUGUGGCAUAUUCAAUAAUUUCAGAUAAAAGAUUAAGAGAUUGCUAUGAUAAAAAUUUUUAUAACGAGUUGGUAAGAAUAGAACUUGAAUAUAAUCAAUCAAUAAGUAAAAGAAAUAAUGCUCUUCUCAGUAUGGUUGGAACUGCUUUGGCACCAUUGGAAAUGGUAUCGGUUAUUAUACACACUGCACCAAAUUCGUCAUCAUCAGUUAGUUCAAUGAAAAUUCUUCAAUCGUUCUUUAAAAAUAAUGGGUUUUUAUCAGUGGGUAAAAUCUUUUUAGCACAAGCAGUUCUUCCAUCAACUAUUGGAAUAUUGGUUCAACAACAACUUUACAGAUUAAAAGAUAAAUUCGCAUAUCCAUUCUCUAAAACCGGUAAAAUUACAGAUGAAAUUAUAAACUACUUUUCAUCAUUCAUUGUUAUAUUUCCAAUUGAAUGUUAUGUACAAACUGUAAAGUAUUUAUCAUUUUUUGAAGUGAUUAAAAAAGUUGUACUUUGUCAAGAUGGGGUGACUGGAAAAUUCAAUUUUAAAAAUUUAGCCCACACUUUUAUUUCGUCAUUUGGAAUUUAUGUGUUAAGUAAAACUUUAAGAAUUGGAGUUGAUAAAUUGGAAGGAUAUAUCGAAUCGAAAUCAGUGGAGAAUCCAAAUUCAGCAAUUUGGAGAAACGCACUCUUAAUUAAAUCAGUAUACGUUAAAAGUAUUUUAAUGUCAUUGGUUCUAGCCCCACUUGAAGCAAUUAAUUCUCAAUACUCUUAUUUAUAUGUUCAACGUUAUCUUGGUAACCCAGUUCAAAUAUUAACAAACAAUCCAAUCUCAUUAGCAGUUGAUUUAGUAAAAACCCAAGGAUUUAAAAAAUUAUAUAAAUCUUUACCAUUUUCCUAUUUAAUACAUUUAUUGGAAGGAUUUGUAUACUCUUUUUUAAAAGGAGAUUUAGAAUAUUCAGAAUAA